AUGGCCUACUGGCAUGACCGAUCUGCGACCGGCGCUCUCUCCCCUCGUCCUCCACGGUUCAGACAGAUAACCCUGCUAUACCUGGUGUUGACUGCCUUCGUGAACGUCGCCUCGGCUUUGCAGUCUGUGCCCAGGUCGCCUUGCGAAUCGGUCUGCUCCGACGCAGGCACCCUCGAGAACGAUGUCGUCUGCCUCGAUGCGAAUUACCAGUCCCUGUCGUCCGGUCGAGGGUUCCAGAAAUGCGUGGCAUGUCAGCUGAAUAGCACGGCAGUGGACACAGUAAACAAGUACACAGAUGUAGAAUAUGGCCUGCUGGCCCUGCGGUACACAUUGGCUGGAUGCAUGUUUGCCAUCCCUGAGGACCACAUCUCGAUCAGCAGUCCCUGUCAAGUCAGCUGUGCGCCGCUUAACGACUCGGUCGGCUACCAGGUCACGAACGACAGCACACGGACCAAACCGGGCGGUGAAUUUUGUACGGCUGCUCAAUUCGACGACGUGACCAUCAACAAGUGCGCUCAGUGUUACAGUUUCAUCCCGCAGCAGUUGUUCCUGGCAAAUUUCCUUCAAGCCCUACACAUCGCCUGCCGUGACCCUCCCGAGCCAGGCAAACCAUUCUUCCCCGACGCCGAGGCCAUCUUCAAUGAAACGCUCAUCGCUGGCCCGGCACCCCCGUCAAGCGGCACAAACGGCGACGGAGGCCUCCAGGGCUAUAAGCUCGCCCUGGCGAUCGCUCUCCCCGUCGUCGGCGGCAUUCUCCUCGUCGGCGGCUUCUGCUGGUGUUGUUUCGCCUUCACGCGCAAGCGACGGUACAAGAUGGCGCAGAGUGGGCGGAUGAGCCGCGUGCACGACGCCCACGCCGACACCAGCAGCAGCUUGUACCAGUCGCCCAUGUCGGCGAAGGGCGAGGCCUGGAAGAAGGAGAACCUCCCCUGGGGCGUCGUGGAGCCGGCGCGCGAAAUGCAUGCCAUCUCGCCGACGCUGCUGCACGCGGGCAAGCAUAGUCCCGGGGCCGCCCAGGGGAGAUGGUCGCACCAAAUGGCCGGAACGGGGAACGCCUCGGAGCAGAACACGCCAUUGAGAAGUAGUUUUCAGAGAGACGACGUGGGGCCCGGUCCCGCCCAGGUCAAGGAUCCCAAUCUUCAUGAGCAGUAUUUCGGCGUAGGCGGGGACUCUGAGGAUGAGAGGGGGGACCACGAGCAUCACGUGCCGUUACCUGGUCCCAGCGCUGUCGGUGUCGCGAUUGGGGGCGAGGAAGGGUAUUAUCCUCAUACAGAAGGUCAGUAUGGGUACGCACAAGGCUACCGUCCUGGGCAUGGACACGGUCAAGAGUUUGGACACGGACAGCACCGGGUACAUGACGACGAGAGAGGCCACUUCAUUUAA
This is a messenger RNA of Cladophialophora yegresii CBS 114405, 1383 nucleotides long. RefSeq lists its product as uncharacterized. NCBI's taxonomy places the organism in Eukaryota, Fungi, Ascomycota, Eurotiomycetes, Chaetothyriales, Herpotrichiellaceae. The coding region runs from base 1 to 1383 and encodes 460 amino acids. The record is from RefSeq and is a predicted model, not a curated record. The transcript has 3 exons.